AUUUCGAUUGAAGAGGUUAGGUUACCUUACCAUGCUUGCAAUUGCAAUUGCAAUUCGUGUUAGAUAGUUCAAAGUGAUUAUUUAGACUAAUUAUGCCUGUCUGCCCUUGUUCUUAGUUAGUUUAUUAUUAUAGUAAUGAAGAGGGAAACUUGUGUCUGAUAGCAUCACAUUUUACCUUCGGUGCAACUGUUCUUCAUGAUCAACGAAACCUUAGGAUGGGUGGACUUUUAUCAAACGCCAUGCGAGUACUGAAAACAUAUAACAUUGAGCAAAGAGCUAUGAACGCUCUGUCUGAAAAUCGUAAAGUAGUACCUCCUAAACACCCUACUACUGAACCAAUAAUUGAACAAAUGAAAAUAGACUAUGCAGAGAAAAUGGAAGAACUACAAAAAAAAAAUGAAGACUUAGACAAAAACCUGAAGAGCGUGUACGUCAAGUCUGUACCUGGCUCUACAGGCCUCCCAAGAAAUAUAGACAUGUUGCCGAAGAGGACACGAUAUGAAAGCCCUUUCGAGUAUGGAUAUCAGGAUCCGGAAACUGCCCCACCUGGAAGAUAUACUUUAACCCAGAUCAUACAGAUCUUAACAGAGUAUCAUGAAGACCGUGACGAAAAUUCAGCUAAAAAAUUAGCCAUAAAAUACAAUAUUGAUGAGAAACACCUUAAUAAUAUUAUUGAAUAUUAUAAAUUAUUCAAACUUGGGCGUAGACCAGAUAGAGCAAGGACUUUGGUAGGUGUGCAAUGGUCAAAGGAAAAAGAAAUAGGAAUCAGAAAUAUCAAAAGGAUAUCACGAAGCACCACUCCUGUAGGAACACAUGAUGUUAAAAAAUUAUCAGGCGGCGAAGAAAAAGAAACGUGAUUUUACUAGUUUUAUUUCAUUGUAGUUUGUUUUUGUACAUAGGAAACUUUCUUUGUUUUGUUUUCUGUGCUUUUCAACAAUAUCACUUCUUUUUAUGUUUUCUAAUGCAAUUAGAAUGAAGGAAUUAAGUUGUGCAGUGAAUUGAUACACCGCAGCAUGUUUCGAUAAAAUAAAAUACUUUCUCCUUACA
Molecule: messenger RNA, 1047 nt
Organism: Bemisia tabaci
Lineage: Eukaryota; Metazoa; Arthropoda; Insecta; Hemiptera; Aleyrodidae
Product: NADH dehydrogenase [ubiquinone] 1 alpha subcomplex assembly factor 4
Biological process (GO): mitochondrial respiratory chain complex I assembly
Cellular component (GO): mitochondrion
Source: RefSeq, a predicted model, not a curated record